UUUGAUUUUUCUGUCGUGUUACUCAAAGGCCUGCACGCCAUGGGGUCAACCACCCUCGUGGUUCGCGUGCCACCCCGUGGAACCUGCUACAUCGACCUAUGUAUGGACGCUCGUGUAAAUUUAUGGAAAAUCUUUCUUCCCCUGGUGCGUUUUCCAUCCGGCGACGGAUACGUUUCUCUUCCAAACAAACUUCGUCUUGCGUCGAACGGAAUUUCACUCCAGACGCGUCGUGAAAUAUUUUCAAGCAGCAGAAACAAUAGCUGGGGACCCAAUUACCAGAGUUCGUGUUGCGUCGAGAGUGCUCAGACAGGCGUUUCCUCAAGGCUUCUCCUUCGUCGACUACCUACCCUACCGACGCAUGCAAGAGCAAUAUGUGUAUGCCAGUUAAGUUUCGCACGCUCUCGACAUCACCAAUAUAUCUAUAGGGUGUUCGGAUAAAAUAGGUAGAAAAUUUAAAAAAAUUAAUCCAAAUAUAAAAUUAUUGUUUAAAUUUUCUAUUUCGUUAUCCUGUAUAUUUGAAUAGAGCAAUUAUUUGUAAUCAUUUAUAACUCUUUUUUUCUUUUUAUUUUUCAGUCCCAUAUUCAGUUGAAUAUAUUAUAAUCAUUGUCAAAUUUAAAAAUAUUCGAAGCCAUGUAAGUAGUCGAAGGUAAUUAAGAAAAAUAAAUAUUAUGAAACGAAGAAUA
Apis cerana (Asiatic honeybee) is the source of this 683-nucleotide messenger RNA. RefSeq lists its product as uncharacterized. NCBI's taxonomy places the organism in Eukaryota, Metazoa, Arthropoda, Insecta, Hymenoptera, Apidae. The record is from RefSeq and is a predicted model, not a curated record.